This is a messenger RNA of Puntigrus tetrazona (Sumatra barb), 2192 nucleotides long. RefSeq names its product interleukin-1 receptor type 1. Gene Ontology annotation, molecular function: interleukin-1 receptor activity. Gene Ontology annotation, biological process: signal transduction. The record is from RefSeq and is a predicted model, not a curated record. The coding region runs from base 282 to 2006 and encodes 574 amino acids. NCBI's taxonomy places the organism in Eukaryota, Metazoa, Chordata, Actinopteri, Cypriniformes, Cyprinidae. The transcript has 11 exons.
GAGGAAACGAUCGACGUUCGGCGACAGCGGCGUCGAACCAAACUGCGUCUCUCCGCGUCGCGCGCUUGUUGCGCAAGCCACGAGGCGUCGGAGAGGAAGCUUCCCGAGCGCGAGAGGAUAUUGCAAAACGCGCUUUCUCAAACAUUCCUGUGACUUAUAAAGAAGUGGCCCGACGCGCGCUCUUCAGGGUCCGAUGGAGAACGCCGAGCGCGUGUUCUUGGGUCGAGAACGGGCCGAGUUUUGACGGAACGAAUCGCGAUGCUUCGGGAAGGACUGUAGAUAUGGGUCAGUUGUCCCUCGUUUUUCUGCUCGCUGUACUUUGGGCGGCUGAAUGUGGCGUAAUAUCAACUCAAGAGCCUGUAGGUUCAGGGUCGUGUGUGGAUUACGGACAGGAGUUUGACCGGGUGUACUCGGUCCCGGGUGAAGUGGUCAUUCUGGAGUGCCCGCUGAGUCCCGCUGAAACGCCGUUUAACGUCACGUGGUACGAUGACAGAACGGGCUCCGAGAUCACGGACCUGGAGCAGAACGUCACGCUCAGGAACACACAAGUGUGGUUCUUCAACGUCACGCUGCAGCAGCAAGGAAAGUACACAUGUGUGGUCAGGACCGCCGGGGGCGAUUGCUACAAGAAGUCGACGGGGCUGGUGGUGACCGAGAUGUCGUCGGAAAACUGCGAGCGGCCGCAGAAGGGCCUCCAGCGGGUCAGGGCUCACGGGAACGAUCUGCUCGUCUGCCCUCUGAGGAGAUACCUGGAGAGCGUGGACAGCCCGUCCAUCCGCUGGUACAAGAACUGCGACCUCCUUCGAGAAGAUGAGAAGUUCGCUCCGAAUAAAGAUAUGCUCAACAUACUCCAAAUAAACCCCGACGACGCCGGAGCUUACACCUGCACAAUGAGCUUUCUUUUAGCCGGCGUCGUGCGAGAAAUGGCCGAAACCAUCGAGUGUGAAGUAGUGGAUGACAAUUUAAAUAAACCCCAAGUGAUCGAGCCUGUCAAUGAGACCAUCAAAGUGGAGAACGGUUCGUCCUUCGGGAAGGACUGCGUCGUCCACGUUCGGGGUAAAGGCGUCGUCAUGGUCAACGUGGUCUGGGCCCAGCUGGAGUCUGAAGAUGUGUUCAUCUCCAAAAACACGUCGCAGCGCGUUCAUCAGAAGCUCGUGAGUAAAAGCCAAACGGAGGAUGGCUAUCGUAUCGUGCAAAGGCUCCUGCUGUCUGCCGUCUCUGAAGAGGAUUUCUAUUUAAACUUCACCUGUAUCGUGUCCAGCAGCCGAGGAUAUCUGACCGGUCAGAUCACGCUCGUCCCUCCAGAUCCGAACCUCUUCUUGCUUCUUGGUCUUCUCCUGGGUUUGGUGGCAUUGCUCUUCGUGUCCGGUGUGCUUCUGUGCACCGUGUUCAAGGUGGAGCUGGCCUUGUGCGUCAGGACGGUGUUUCCAUUUGUCUACAAAACCACAGAGGGUGACGGCAAGCAGUACGAUGCAUACAUCGCCUUUCCCAGAGUCCUCGAGGGCUCGAGCGAAAAGGCGGAGAUUUUUGCGAUGAGCACUUUGCCGCAGGUUCUGGAGGGCCAGUACGGCUAUAAACUGUUCAUCCUGGGCCGGGACGGCCUGCCUGGGGAAGCGGUGGUGGACGUGGUCCAGGACGCUCUGAGCCGCUGCCGCAGGCUGCUUCUGCUCUACACGGCGGCGUCUCUCUGCAGCCCCGAGGCGCUGGAGUGGGCCGAGCAGCAGACCGGUCUCUACCAGGCGCUGGUGGAGAACUCCAUGAGCGUGGUGCUGCUGGAGCUGGAGGAGAUCCGCGAGCCGCUGCUCCUGCCUCGCGCCGUGCGCCUCCUCAAGGACAAACAGGGAGCUCUUCAGGCCUGGAAGAGGAGGAAGAGGUGGCCGUUCUGGGACAGGACGUCAGAGGGGAGCGUGUCCUCUCUGAAACCCUCGGCACGCUUCUGGAGGGAGGUGCGCUACCGCAUGCCGGUCAGAGGCAAAGCUAAACAGAGAAACUGGUUUAGUUUCUGAAUGAACACUAAAAUAAACACUCGGGGUCAAGCUGGAAAGUUCCUGGAUGAAUCAUAACAGUGCAAGAUAAGAUGAGGCCAAAAAAAAGAGAGAGAUUAAUACUUUCAUUCAUCAAGAAUGCAUUAAAUGGACCAGAAAUGACUAUAUAUAUAUAUAUAUAUAUAUAUAUGUAUAUAUAUGUAUAUA